This is a messenger RNA of Dentiscutata heterogama, 884 nucleotides long. NCBI's taxonomy places the organism in Eukaryota, Fungi, Glomeromycota, Glomeromycetes, Diversisporales, Gigasporaceae. The record is from the annotation of a GenBank genome assembly.
AUAUAAAGGGCAUUUCUGAAGAAACCACGACUGGAGUACAUCACUUAUAUAAAAUGCUCAAGGAAGGAACUUUGAAGGUUCCUGCCAUUAAUGUAAAUGAUUCAGUCACAAAGUCGAAAUUCGAUAACCUUUACGGGUGUCGUGAGUCUCUUAUUGAUGGCAUCAAACGAGCAACUGAUGUACAAAUUGCAGGCAAAGUUGCAGUUGUUGCUGGUUAUGGUGAUGUCGGUAAAGGUUGUUCGGCGGCUCUUCGCGGUAUGGGAGCCCGCGUUAUCAUAACUGAGAUUGACCCUAUCAAUGCUCUUCAAGCAGCUAUGGAAGGUUUCGAGGUAACAACUAUGGAAGAAGCAUGUUCGAAAGGAAAUAUUUUUGUGACGGCUACUGGUAACCGCGAUAUUAUCUUAGGCAGACAUUUUGAACAAAUGAAGGACGAUUCGAUUGUUUGCAAUAUUGGGCAUUUUGAUAUUGAAAUUGAUGUCGCUUGGCUCAAGCAAAACGCUAUUGCUCACGUGAAUAUUAAGCCCCAAGUCGAUCGUUAUACCCUGAAAAGUGGUCGACGUAUCAUCCUUCUUGCCGAAGGAAGAUUGGUUAAUCUUGGUUGUGCAACUGGGCAUCCAAGUUUUGUAAUGAGUAAUUCAUUCACGAAUCAAGCACUCGCUCAAAUUGCUCUUUGGACAGACGCUUCAUCCUAUCCGCUUGGUGUUCACAUGCUACCUAAGAAACUCGAUGAAGAAGUUGCAGCAGCACAUCUCGAAAAGCUGGGUGUAAAACUUACUAAGCUUACUCCAAAUCAAUCUGAGUAUUUGGGCAUUAAUCAAGAUGGUCCAUUUAAAUCAGAGCAUUAUCGGUAUGAAAAUGUUUAUUUUAUUAAUUUACCUUUAUAA